AUGCUAACAUUGGUUGGGACGCCUGAACAUGGAUAUGCGAGCACUGGUGUUGGAUUAGGUGAACUAGCUAAAUUACAGUUGCUGGCCAUGAACGUCUCGGACGUAGAAAAGCUGGAAUUCUUCGCUAUGGCUGGAAAGGAAGCGCUCCAAGAAAUACAAGAAGCGCAGGCUGAAAGAGCAAAGCAGAAAACCAUGGAAGAACUUAAAAACAUCAUGAAUCGAAUCAACUUUACUCUCGAGGACUUGAAGACUAGCGAGAAGAGAUUAGCAAGAAAAGCAGAAAGAAAAGCAAGAGAAAAAGAAGAAAUGGAUGAGAGUUCGGACGAAGAUUUGACGAAAGAAAAGGGAAGGCUUUCGAAAACGAAACAAAGGGGAGGUAAGAUCACUCCUGCUGGAACAAAGCGAGGGAAAGAAAUAGAAACAAGAGAAGAAGUGAAAGUAAUGGAAGAUGAAAUUGCUAAAGGUGRCCAAGAAGGAAGAACAACGAAGAUGGCAAUGAUUUCUGAAGAACGAGGAAUUGAGCAUGAAUUUACAGCAGGCGAGCAACCUGGACAAAGAGAUACARUUGCUGCUGGAAGAAGAGGAUUGGAAAGCGAAAUCRCAGAAAUGCAAGACACUGUUGAUGAAGACGCUGAAGAAUUGAAAAGACAGAUCGCUGAAGGUGUGAAGAAAAUACAAAGAAUGGCAGGAGCUGAAGCAAGAGAAAUAGAGAAACAAAUCGCUAAGAUUGAUCAAGAUUUGGAACAAUUAUCUGAUAUUAGCAGCAUGUCUUCGGAAGAUGAAAUCUCUUUGAGUUCUGAGGAUCUAGAAGCUUUCGACAGUUGGAGUUCUCUCAGUGAUUAUUCUUUUGAUAGUUCAGAAGAAUAUUCAGAUCAGGGGGAUGUUGACUACGACCAGCUCAAGAAAGAUUUGACAGCACCGUUAACUCCACCCUCGCUGGCUGAGAAGGCCGAGCAGCGCCGAGAGACAACGGACACCAUCACAAGCUUCAUAGAACGCUGCCUAGAACGAGAAGAACAGCUCGAACAGCUCCAGUCCUGGAUGGAAGCAAUAACAGCCGAGGAACUCCCUGAAUCCUUCCAAGAUCAAGAAUCAUCUAUAUGUGCUUAUAGCCCUGACCUACUCGAGGAAGCUAAAGCCUUGCAAGUCCAAAGCGUUCUUGAGGAGUUUAAGAACUCCAUGAAGAAGCUAAAAGAUAUUGCUGACUCGCUGGGAAUCGGCGAAAAGGAGGAGGAAGAGGCAGUUGUCGAGGAGACUCCCGAGAAGAAACAAUACACGCAACGACUUCCGAUACCUACUAAAACCAAGGUCCAAAAAGUCUUCAAUGAGGAAGAACUAGCAAUACCAGACAAUUUCAGCAAGGCUGCCACAAACCUGUCCAAAACUCUAGAUGAAGCCAUGAAGUCUUGUCCUUCACGACGAGUUCGCCUGGGUAUUGCAGAGGGAUUAAAACAGUUUCAAUUCAUAGUCAAAACAAUGACAGAGAAGAAGAUUGAAGAGCUUAGCAAAGUAGUCGAAGAAUAUAAACGUAGAGACAGUCUUGGACUCUUUGAUGAUUCAGAAGAAGAAUCAGACCUUAGCAGCAGUACGUCUUCACCCUCGUUCGGUGACCUGUCGACAAAACGAAAAGCACGGAAAAAGAAAAGAACAAAGGCUGAAAAAGCAGCACAAAAACGAAAACAAAAAGAAAUGAAGGCUGGUAAAAAAAAGUCUGAAAAAUACGAGAAACGAGGGGCUCAGAAGUCUGAUGAAGAAGAAAAAGUAGACUCUCAAGCGGAUGUACGAAAAGAAGAAACAAAGUCACAACAGAUUGUGAUAAGACCAGUCGAUAUUGAAAACUCAGAGAUCUACCAAAACCUGAACGCAAARUUURAACAAGUCUGYAAUGAGCUYCAUGUYGAGCGGGAAAAACUGGCUCAAACAGAGAAAGAGUUUGAAAAACUAAAGAAAGAAAAGAUCAAAUACAUUCAAGAAAAGGUCGACCGAAAGAUUGAGAUGGAGCAACUGAUUCGAAAGCAAGAAGUCGAAACAGAAGAACUACGAGAUAAAAUUGCAAACUUUGAAAUGGAGACGAAGAAGCUGAAGAGURAAGUUGAGAGCAAUGAAGAAAUGAUUCAGUACCAGGAGGAGCGUAUCACUCAAUAUACUGAAGAAAUCCAACAUUUAGAAGAUCGGGUGAUGGGCUCCUUACCAGAAACCCCGGCCAUAAGUUCCACUAGCUUCGCGCAGACAGGAGCUAGUCGUCGUGGAAGAAGAACACUCGAGCCCCCGACCGCCCGCCAAAUGGUGACUAAAAUAAAACAACAAUAUGAAUCAGAGAUACAGGGUCUGAAGGACUUCUUGGCCAAGGAAAAUCAUCGGUAUCAAGCAGACUCAAGACGCAAAGAACAAGAACACAAGAGAGAUAUACAGAAUAUUCAUAAAGAGUCGUUGCAGGUGUUGAGAUGCAUCAAUCGAUUCAAGGAAGGAGCAGCCAAUCUGUUAGACCGCGAAAGUACCGCUUACAUAUCCAAGAAUCAUGGUCCUGUCUAUUAUCCUGAUAUUAUGGAAAUCGUAUAUCUUGUCUAUGGCCAAAAUCCUGAAAAACCAUACACCAUCAAGGGGAACAUCCCCUCCCCCCACGGACCAGAACAUAAUGCGUUUUGA
Actinia tenebrosa (Australian red waratah sea anemone) is the source of this 2646-nucleotide messenger RNA. RefSeq lists its product as uncharacterized. The record is from RefSeq and is a predicted model, not a curated record. Lineage: Eukaryota; Metazoa; Cnidaria; Anthozoa; Actiniaria; Actiniidae.